UUGCAGCAAGGGACAGGAGUUUGGUUCCCCGAUACAGAUGGCACAGAUGGCAGCUCAAACCGUCCAAAAUUCCACUUUCAGGGGGUCCAACGCCCUCUUCUGGUCUCCAGGGCAUCGCAUGACACAGGAGUACGUCUAUCCAUGCAGCAGCAAAACUCAGAGUUAAAAAACAAAGGCACGACUGUGGUUUCGUGGGAAGUUGCACAUCCUAGCUGACACGUUUUUGUUUUACUGAUAGAAAGCUCCAUUCCCCGAGAUGAACCGGCCAGCGACCUGUUCUUCGGGAGGCAGGUGGGUCCGGGCUCCUCCCCACAAGCCUUGCUAUGGAGAACCAGUACGGCAGGGAAAAGCGCCCAGGUUAGCCCGCUCACUUUCCGGUGCAACUUCCCCUUCUCCUCGCCCUCUGGACUCCGGGUGGUACCCACCCACCGUCACAUCUGCCGCACUCGUGCAGCUGGUCGGGCACACAGCGCACCCCAGAGGCCGCCUGGCGCCCUCCCAGCCGCGACCGCUUCCCUUCCGGAGAGCUCGGCACGCAGCGCCCGGCCCCGCGGACCCCAGGAGGGACGCCGGCCGCCGGGAGCCCGGGGACCCGAGGGGCGCAGGGGAGGUGUGCGCAGAGCCCCGCUCCGCCGAGGGACAGACGGACAGCGCGUGGGAAGCGGCACCCGCGCCGCAGACACGCGCGGCCCUGGACAUGGAGCGCUCGGCGCGGCUGCCGCGGGACCGGGACUCGGUGGAAGCGUGGCUGGACGAUCACCCGGACUUCACCUUCUCUUACUUCGUUAAAAAAGCCACCAGAGAAAUGGUCAAUGCAUGGUUUUCUGAGAGAGUUCACACCAUCCCUGUAUGCAAGGAAGGCAUCCGAGGCCACGCGGAAUCUUGCUCUUGCUCCUUACCACAGAAUCCUCAUGUGGAUAACAGUACCCCAGGAACACCAACCAGGAAGAUCUCUGCCUCUGAGUUUGACCGGCCUCUUAGGCCUAUUGUUGUCAAGGAUUCUGAGGGAACUGUGAGCUUCCUCUCCGACUCAGAAAAGAAGGAACAGAUGCCACUAAGCCCCCCAAGGUUCAAUAAUGAUGAAGGGGACCAGUGUUCAAGACUCUUGGAAUUAGUGAAAGAUAUUUCUAGUCAUUUGGAUGUCACAGCCUUAUGUCACAAAGUUUUCUUACAUAUCCAUGGACUCAUCUCUGCGGACCGCUAUUCUCUGUUCCUUGUCUGUGAGGAUAGCUCCAAGGAUAAGUUUCUUAUCAGCCGCCCCUUUGAUGUUGCUGAAGGUUCAACCCUGGAGGAAGCUUCAAAUAACUGUAUCUGCUUAGAGUGGAACAAAGGCAUUGUAGGACAUGUGGCAGCAUUUGGUGAGCCCUUGAACAUCAAAGAUGCCUAUGAGGAUCCUCGGUUCAAUGCAGAAGUUGACCAAAUUACAGGUUACAAGACACAAAGUAUUCUUUGUAUGCCAAUUAAGAAUCACAGGGAAGAGGUUGUUGGUGUAGCCCAGGCCAUCAACAAGAAAUCAGAAAAUGGUGGGACAUUCACUGAAAAAGAUGAAAAGGACUUUGCUGCUUAUUUGGCAUUUUGUGGUAUUGUUCUUCACAACGCUCAACUCUAUGAAACUUCACUGCUGGAGAACAAAAGAAAUCAGGUGUUACUUGACCUUGCCAGCUUAAUUUUUGAAGAACAGCAGUCAUUAGAACUAAUUCUGAAGAAAAUUGCCGCCACCAUCAUCUCCUUCAUGCAGGUGCUGAGGUGGACCAUUUUCAUCAUGAAUGAAGACUGCUCUGAUUCCUUCUCUAGUGUGUUUCACAUGGAGUGGGAGGAAUUAGGAAAAUCAUCUGAUACUUUAACAAGGGAGCAUGAUGCAAACAAAAUCAAUUACAUGUAUGCCCAGUAUGUCAAAAACACUAUGGAGCCUCUUAAUAUUCCAGAUGUCACUAAGGACAGAAGAUUUCCCUGGACUAAUGAAAACACAGGGCAUGUGAACCAGCAAUGCAUUGCAAGUUUGCUUUGCACACCUAUCAGAAACGGAAAGAAGAACAAAGUCAUCGGAGUUUGCCAACUUGUUAAUAAGAUGGAGGAGAAUACUGGCAAGAUUAAGCCUUUCAACCGGAAUGAUGAGCAGUUCCUGGAAGCGUUUGCCAUCUUCUGUGGCUUGGGAAUCCAGAACACACAGAUGUACGAAGCCGUGGAGCGAGCCAUGGCCAAGCAAAUGGUGACGUUAGAGGUCCUGUCUUACCAUGCUUCAGCGGCAGAGGAAGAGACGAGGGAGCUCCAGGCUUUGGCGGCUGCUGUGGUACCAUCUGCCCAGACCCUUAAAAUUACUGAUUUCAGCUUCAGUGACUUUGAGCUUUCUGAUUUGGAAACGGCACUGUGCACAAUUCGAAUGUUCACUGACCUCAACCUUGUGCAGAACUUCCAGAUGAAGCAUGAGGUUCUUUGCAGAUGGAUUUUAAGUGUUAAGAAGAAUUAUCGGAAGAACGUUGCCUAUCACAAUUGGAGACAUGCCUUCAAUACAGCACAGUGUAUGUUUGCUGCUCUGAAAGCAGGCAAGAUUCAGAGCAAACUGACUGACUUAGAGACACUUGCACUGCUGAUUGCUGCGUUAAGCCAUGAUUUGGAUCACCGUGGUGUUAACAACUCGUACAUACAGCGAAGUGAACACCCACUUGCCCAGCUCUACUGCCACUCCAUCAUGGAACACCACCACUUUGACCAGUGUUUGAUGAUUCUGAAUAGCCCAGGCAACCAGAUUCUCAGCGGCCUCUCCAUUGAAGAAUAUAAGGCCACAUUGAAAAUGAUCAAGCAAGCAAUUUUAGCUACAGACCUAGCACUGUUCAUUAAGAGACGCGGAGAAUUUUUUGAACUGAUAAGAAAAAAUCAAUUCAAUUUUGAAGAUCCUCUUCAAAAGGAGUUAUUUUUAGCCAUGCUUAUGACUGCAUGUGAUCUUUCUGCAAUCACAAAGCCCUGGCCUAUUCAACAACGGAUCGCAGAACUUGUAGCCACUGAAUUUUUUGAUCAGGGAGACAGAGAGAGGAAAGAACUCAACAUAGAGCCCACUGAUCUAAUGAACAGAGAGAAGAAAAAUAAAAUCCCAAGUAUGCAAGUUGGGUUCAUAGAUGCCAUCUGCUUGCAGCUGUAUGAGGCUCUGACCCACGUAUCGGAGGACUGUUUGCCUUUACUGGAUGGCUGCAGGAAGAACAGACAGAAAUGGCAGGGCCUUGCAGAGCAGCAGGAGAAGACAUUCAUUAAUGGGGAGAGCAACCAGGCCAAGCGGAACUGAGGGCCUCUUGCUCCCAGGCGCCUGUAGUAGGCCUGCUUUCACCCUACACCACUCAUAUUUGGGGGGCUCUUUGCCACUGCUGUAUUUUAUUUUUGCACAACUUUUGAGAGCAUAGCCUGGCGUGUUUUAAGGGAUUGUUGCCCUACUUUCUAUAUUUUAUUUUUAUGCCACUGAAGUGAAAUGAUUAGUUACACUCACUCUUAGCACAUUGAUAGGAACACUGCUGUGAUGUGUUGUGUGCUGCAGAGUGUAAAAGGCAUUCCUGCACUUAGCUUGGUUUUGGGGGAUUAUAAAUAACUUUUUGAGGUUUCUGAGUUAUCAGUCUUUCAAGAACGUUUGGAAUGUUUGUCAGAAGUAGAUUAGAACCAAAUUUAAUACAUUUGGGGACGUUUAAAGCCAUCGUGAGAUAAAUUGUGGCUGAGUGAAUUCUAAAGAGAAAUAUAAACUUGUCAGAAACACCUUAACAAAGUUACGCAUUGAGAAACAGGUGGACAGCGCUGUGAGGCAGUAUGUAAAGAAAAUGUAGCGUUGAUUGCUUUGCCCAUCUAGGCAGCUGCAACCCUACAAGCAGUCUGCUCUUUGCACCCCACAGAAAGCCAGGGCCAGGAGACCCUGUCACUGUCUGCCCCAAGGGAGAGUGUAUGCAGAUGUGGGAGGGCCCAGGAUAUUCCUCAGCCAAGAGAAAUGUUCCAUUAGAAGAUAAUUCUGAGAAUCAACAUUUUAAAUAUUAAACUUUAAAACGUAAUUUUCUCAUCUUUUAUCUUCCUUAACUCGACCGUUUAAAUCUCAACAGAAAAGUGGUGACUGAAGCUUUGACCGGAAGUCAGACCUGACUACACAUCUGAGAGCAAAGGAACCUUCUCCCCUCUGUCAAAGAAAGUUUACAGACAGCUUUUAAGGACAUAAAUAGCAGAGGUCUGUCUCCACUACGGAGGUCAGAAAUGAAGCCAAGGGAGCAGUAGGGUGAAAACCAUUCUGCCCAAAUAAAACAGCAGCGCUGGGAUUCCCACACUGACACGCUUUAGUUUGCGGCAUGUGGCAACCCAGAGUCGCAGAAGCUUGGGUGUGCGCAGAAGCUUGGGUGUGCGCAGCCGCUGGCCCUGAGCUCCUGCACGCUGGCAUUUCUUCCCAGAGCAUUCAUUGUAGUCAGCAUUUUCUUAGGAUUUAACCUCAUCGCACCUGCUCUUGAAUGCGUAUUCGUUCAGUAUUGGAGCAGCAGAUACUGGAUCAAGCAUCUGGUUUAGGAAAGGGAUAUCUGUUCCAAAUGUGCGAAAAACGUUUGAAUCUGGGGGGAAUCCGAGGGAUUUAAUUUAUUUCCACGAUUUCCCCACCUCCUCCCAAAGGGGGUGAGGUCAAUUUGGUCUGAGUUUCUACCGUUCAUUUGGAUUGAAAAUCACUUUUGGCUGUGGUAAUACGGCAUUUUUGAGGACUUUUCACUAAAACAUGAUUUCUUUUUCCUUUACUCUUCAUCUGAAAUUCAACGUGUUCAUUCUCAAUUCUGUGUGUGUGUAUUUUAAUAUGGCUUCACUUUUCUUCAUGAGAAAAAGGCAAAUGGGGUUGUGUCGCCAUCACUUUACAUUGGUAAAGGCUCAUCUAGGAUGCUGUCACCUGAUGACAUGCACUGUCAUGCUUGUAGUUUCAAAAUAUUUUUAUUUUGUGUUACAAAGAUAUCUUGUGUACCUGGGCAUAAGUCUGUAAGGUCGCCUCUAGUGCACUGAUGUGUAAAUUACAGAGGCUGUCACUAAAAUAAUAGUCAUAGCAACAUACUUGUAUACACCUAUGCAUGCCUACAUCAUUUCUUAGUGUAGACAAAUUAUUUAAAGAAGAGCAGUCUUUCAUGAGCCUACAUUUGAUUCCACUCACUGUGACCUAGCAGUUUUGCUAAAAGGUAAUCAUACACAUCUGUAGUUUGUUUCUACCCCUCUGACUUAAGUCACAGAUUUUUUUUAAGAUGAUAAAUUGUGUGUGGAGGAUUUGUCAUUUUAAUAAGCAAGAAGCUCUAUGUAGAUUAGAAAGUGUGUGGUUUGUCUGUACAUAGUGGUUUACUUUACGUACUAGAGUAGCCAUUUAAAUGGGAAACGCAGCGCCACGCCUAUUUUAUUCUAGUGCUGGAUAUGUUGGUUCAUACAGAAGAAAGGACUUUUUUAGGACUGGUUAAUUGGUUCAAAUAACUUUUAAUUGAUAUGAAAAUCAUUCCGUACAUGGAUUACUGUCUGUGCUGCCUGGGCACAAAUCAAAGCAUUUGUUCUUAUGAGAAUCUGUCCUUUCCAGUAUCUUCUCCAGUUGACUAUAUUUAUUGUAUGUUACAUAUGUGUUCCCUCUCAUGCUCCCAUGUAUUUAUAUUGCCCAUAAUUAACAAGAAGUUGCUCUUCCAGGUUAUUUUUUUGUUUAGUUAAAUGCUUGACUGGCUAUAGGGAAGUAAUACGAUAUGAUUUAACGUCAAUAUUCAGCCAGAAAAGCCCCCGCUAAUUUAGUAACUUGUUGAAGGAUGUCUGUAAAAUCAGCUGGCCUUACGUAUUCUGCAGAAAAUUCGCCUUUGCCAGGCCUGAUACUGUGUGAAUUUUGGUAAGUCACUUAGCAUCCUCACCUGAGGAAGUUGCGCUUCUAAUGUAGUUAGGUUUGGACAAAGCUUGUCUUCAAGGGGAGCAUUGCAGGCAGCAGCUAUCUCAUAGCCUGACGGACCUUCGAGACCACUGUUGGAAAUGAUAUUGAACUAGAGAAUGACCUCAUCCCACAGAUCAUGUUCUGUGUUGAGUUUCUAAACAACACAUUUAUUCCACUGCACACACGGGCUGUGAUGCACACACAGGCACUCUUCCAGUGCCUGGCCUCAAGGUAUGAAGCUGUCACCACUGCUCUGUUAAUUAUGAAGGAGAGCUUCCUUGAAUAGCAGCGUUGGAGAUAAAGUAUGUGAACAUAGACUAGAAAUGCUGAUUUCUUGGAGGAAAUUUUAGUCACAGAUGCUUUUUUCCUACCAGUAAAGUGCCUUUAUUUUCAACAUAUUGCAAAACAGUGAGACUUAGCAUCAAUUACAAUUUUAUUUCCUCUGCUUCUCACCAGACUAGACUCCUAAAACUUACCAGGCAAGUAAUGUGGUCUUAUUAACAUGAUCCAAGAUGGAAAAAGAUAAAAUAAAAUUCCUAUAAAGAGUUGUUAAAAUAAGGUGGCAUAAUUUACUUACUCAGUAUUGAACGUGCAUCAGCCCACCAUUUAUUAAACCUUAGAUACAGUGCUCUGCAGAGAUAAAACAGUGUCAGCAAGGAGAUUGCACCCAUGCAGGAGAAACAGGAUAAGGGAACACCACUGCUCAUUCUACCAACUUAACACAAAAAGAGGACAUUGCGUCACCUUCAUUUUCAUCUGUAACAUACAUACUAUGCACUUUUAGCUGAAAUCUCUUAAGAAUGUAUUACUGAACACCCUGUCUUCCUGUCAGCAUGAAUCAUUUAACUUGUUGACAGCUGGAAGUGCACCUUCUGUAACGGGUCUCGUCUUCCACUAACAGUGUUCCAUAUUCUGACAGGGACAGAUGGUUGUGUUCUCAUGAACUAUUAAGCUGCAGUUUUGCCCCCUUCUGUUCUACCACAGAGAGCAAAAUAAGUAGUAAUAAAGGUCACUUUGCCCUUCUAUAUUCUUAUCAAAAGCCUGUGUAAACAUGUCUUGAAUAUUGUUGAAAGCAGUGUAAAUAUUUAAAAAUAUAAAUUUCUAUUACAGCUUAAGAAAUCUUAGGAAUCAUCAAUAGCCACUGUUAAUAUCUAUUUGUAUUCUUACACCUUUUCAAUGUAUUUGAACAAAUAUAUGGUUUCUGGCACUAUUUUUAUACUAGCAUAAAAGAGUUACUAUGUA
Molecule: messenger RNA, 7123 nt
Organism: Nannospalax galili (Upper Galilee mountains blind mole rat)
Lineage: Eukaryota; Metazoa; Chordata; Mammalia; Rodentia; Spalacidae
Gene: Pde5a
Product: phosphodiesterase 5A
Biological process (GO): signal transduction
Molecular function (GO): 3',5'-cyclic-GMP phosphodiesterase activity; protein binding
Source: RefSeq, a predicted model, not a curated record